GCUCACACACGCCCUGCUACUUGUUGGCUCACGAAUCCACCGCUUUCCGUGCAGGAAUAUGCCGCACUUGCGGUAUUAAAACAUGACACAUGAGUUUAAGUGAGUCAUCUAUAUGGGCCAUCUUCUUUCGAAAAAUGGUUACCGCCUGAAAAAGCGAACGCGCAAGCUGCGUAAGAAGAAGAGGAAAAGGAAUUGCUUGUUGCAGGGCCCCUGCAUGCUCUGCUUCAUCGUCCACGGCAACAGUGGUAGCCCUGACGACGAGCCUCUGGAGACCAGCGGUGGUGGCAGCAGCAGCGCCGUAGCCGCCUCGGCCGUCAGUGCAUCGGCCUCCAAGCUCGCCGAGCGCUACGCAUCCUCGCUGGGCUCGCCCGAGGCCUGUGCCCACUUCCUGUUGGCACCGCAUGCCGAGCUGGCACUCCUGACCGCCUCUGUCCCUGCCAAGCUCCUCGGCCCGCCCUCCCUGUUCCGCCCCGCAGCAGCAACUGUCGCUGCCGCCUCGGUUGCCGUGCCGACGCCGCCCAGCCUCGCCGAGAUGGUGUGCAAGCGCAAGUGUGCGGAGCUGCAGCGUUGCACGCCAUGCAAGCAGCCGCGCUGUGCCUUCCCCGAGAGCGCUGCUGAGGGAGGCGGAGCCACCACCGGGGGAGGCGGGGCUUCCGCUGCUGCCGACGAGGCCGCCGCCCACCGCCUCCGGCCCCUCUGCUCUUUACCCUCGUCUUCCUCAACGUCCUCGUCUUCAUCAUCUGCCUCCUCCUCCUCUUCCUCCUCCUCCGGCGAGGACACCCUGGGGGCGGUGCUACUGGGGGACAGGACCAGCCCUGCCUCGGAGUGCUCCGAUGCGUCCUGCAUCAAUCACCUGCCCUCCUCCAUCCUCCUCAAGGUGUUUUCCCACCUGACGGUUCGGGAGCGCUGCCUCGGCGCCUCGCUGGUGUGUAAGUACUGGCGUGACCUGUGUCUAGACUUCCAGUUCUGGAAGCACAUCGACCUCAGUGGCCUGCAACAGGUGAACGACGAGCUGCUGGUGAAGAUCGCCUCCCGUCGGCAGAACGUGACUGAGGUCAACAUCUCGGACUGCCGGAACGUGCAGGACCACGGCGUGUGCUCGCUGGCGUCCCAGUCCGCGGGCCUGCUGAAGUACACGGCCUACCGCUGCAAGCAGCUCAGCGACCUCUCCCUCUGCACCAUCGCCACACACUGCCCCCUGCUGGCCAAGAUCCACGUGGGCAACCAGGACAAGCUGACCGACCAUGCGCUCAAACUGCUGGGCCAGCACUGCUCGGAGCUGAAGGACGUCCACCUGGGCCAGUGCUACAACAUCAGCGACGAGGGCAUGGUGGCCCUGGCCACGGGAUGCCCCAAGCUCCAGAGGAUUUACAUGCAGGAGAACAAACUGGUGACGGAUAAGUCGGUGAGGGCGUUUGCUGAGCACUGCCCUGAGCUGCAGUUUGUGGGGUUCAUGGGCUGCUCCGUCACGUCGCAAGGAGUCAUCCACCUCACAGGGCUGAGGAACCUGAGCAGUCUGGACCUGAGACACAUCUCUGAGCUGAACAACGAGACGGUCAUGGAGGUCGUGAGAAAGUGCCGGAACCUCAGCUCCCUCAACCUCUGCCUCAACUGGAGCAUCAAUGACAGAUGUGUGGAGAUCAUCGCAAAAGAAGGCCGAAGACUCAAAGAGCUCUACCUGGUCUCCUGCAAGAUAACAGACUAUGCGCUGAUAGCCAUUGGCCAGUACAGCAGCAGCAUCGAGACGGUGGACGCCGGCUGGUGCAAGGACAUCACGGACCAGGGCGCCACACAGAUCGCCAAGAGCAGCAAGUCUCUGCGCUACCUGGGCCUCAUGCGCUGUGACAAGAUACACACACCACCUUAG
Messenger RNA from Clupea harengus (Atlantic herring), 1867 nucleotides. RefSeq names its product F-box and leucine-rich repeat protein 17 (gene fbxl17). Gene Ontology annotation, cellular component: cytoplasm. NCBI's taxonomy places the organism in Eukaryota, Metazoa, Chordata, Actinopteri, Clupeiformes, Clupeidae. Gene Ontology annotation, molecular function: protein binding. The record is from RefSeq and is a predicted model, not a curated record. The transcript is spliced from 10 exons. The coding region runs from base 113 to 1867 and encodes 584 amino acids.